AUGGUUUUCCUUCAGGAGGAGAUGUCUUGGAACGUGCUGAUCUCACCAGACCAGCUGAGCCCCAAGGGCCUGCUGCUCCGCAAGUCCAUCAUCGUGCGUCUUCUGGAGGACGUCACCAACAGGAAGGCCUCCAAGGAGCAUGGCUACUACAUUGCUGUAAACGAGCUGAAGACGAUCUCUGAAGGGAAGGGGGAGAUCUUGGUCGGCUCCGUGGAGAAGAUCCUGAAGCACGGCGUCUUCCUCAAAUCUGGGCCGAUCGAAAGCAUCUUCCUAUCAGAGAAGUCGAUGAGCGACUACAAGUACAUGGGCGGCGAGAACCCCAUGUUCAUGAACGACCACUCGAAGCUGGAGAGGGACACCGCCGUGCGCUUCAAGGUCAUGGGGUUCCGCUGGAUGGAGGCUGACCGCCAGUUCCAGCUCCUUGCGUCGCUGGCUGGUGAUUUCCUCGGGCCGCUGUGA
Triticum turgidum subsp. durum (durum wheat) is the source of this 459-nucleotide messenger RNA. Lineage: Eukaryota; Viridiplantae; Streptophyta; Magnoliopsida; Poales; Poaceae. The record is from the annotation of a GenBank genome assembly.